CAGCCUUGUACAUCAUUGCGGACAGAGCGGCCGCCCGUGUAUAGUGCACCAACAAUCAACAGUUAUGAAAGAUAUAUGUGUCCGUGAUUCCACGACGAGCUGGAGCAACCUUACAUUAACGGUAUUAAUUGUCUUUUAUUUAUCGCAAUAUGACAUAAAGUAUUUAGGUGAUUGAAGCUGGCGGGUAAUGUUACAUUCGAUUGGUAGCAUAUGCUCGCAAACAAAGUGUGUUAGUACACCCUGAUGGAAUUAAAUCUGGGUUUGAUGUAUCUUCACAAAUUCAGGGACGUCUCCAUAGAAAUUCAUUAUCAUGAUCCAUUCACAACGCGCAGGAACACACCUAGCGCAAGGGCAAUGAGCGAUGAUUCUUUAUAGAUAUUAUUCAGGGAGAGUGCUCGCGAGCAGCUGUGAAGCGACAACCGGAUGUGUAGCGUAAUGACUCAUCACCUCCAGCGAUGACAGCGUACACUGAAACAAGCGAACGCAACCAGUGUGACGACAAGGAAUGACCUUCACCUCGGUGUGUUGACGGUGGUCCUGGGGUGGCUGUACCCGCCUCUGGUUGGCCCCGCCACGAAAGACAGAGUGAUAAAGGAGGAUAUGGUCCGCUUCAAAUUGGAUAUAAAAAACGCUGAAGGAUUUCAUUAUCCAACAUCUUCAAGACACAAGACGUCACGGUGUUUAUAAGUAGGCGACGUAUGAACGUUAAGGGUUACCUAGGAAGGACAGUGUUACGUCUACAUGAUACCUUCCAACCUGCGGUUUUAGAAGACUUCAAAGCAACCAGAUACCCACUAGGCAAAUCAGAAGUAACUUUGUUUGCAGGACAAUGAGGACACGAAGCACCGAUUGUUCCCUGCCUUUGGCUCUGCUGGUGACUCUUUGGACGUGCGGACCUGACGUUGACGGUAUUCCUUUAAGUUGUCGGUUACGGAACACUUCAAAAACAGGAAGCCUCAUUCUGACGCCUUUUACGAGACCGGAAGUCUAUGUACCGGAUGUCGUCUCCCUGCUCAGCCAUCUUCAGUGGACAACGAUUACAGUGCUUCACGAUACGGAUUCAGAAGAAUUAGUGGAUGCCAUACUAUUUCUCGCUGUUGAGAAACUGCGCGGAGUUCGCUAUCUCAUCCAUAACGUGGAACACAUGAUGGAAGUCAUUUCUGAUGUACACACCCUGCUCCAGAGUUUGCAUGCCACCUUAUUCCCCCGACCGUUCUUCCUCCUCAUUGGUCGGCCUGCCUUCAUCCUCGACACCAUGUCCCUAGUCAGUUCUCAUGACGGCCAAUCAAAUCGCACAACCGACUAUCGUCAUCUAUCAAGAUGGCUGCUUGUCACCGACCUUGAUCGUCAGUUCUUGGACAGCAUGAUAAACAACAUGGGUGACCUGGAGAAUGUGGCAGCCAUAUACAAAUCAGACACAGUGUCAUCAAGUGAGGUAGAAAAUAUACCGACCAAUAACAGCAUCAACAUCAUCACCUACUCCAGAUCUUGUCCUCCGGAUUUCAUUAAGGUCAAAAUAACGCCACCUGUAAUCAAGGGGAGGCCACUCUUACAUGCGGUCUACCCUAAUACGAAAUACGGGUACAACAACAGAACUUUAGUCGUGUCCACGCUGAUGUACGCUCCCUUUACCAUGAGGAGACAAGACAGAGGACAUGUCAUCUAUGAAGGAUACUGUUUUGAAGUACUCAAUGUUUUAGCCAAGGAUCUGAAUUUCAGCGUCCAGCUUGUAGAGCCAGAUGACGGUGAAUGGGGCCUCCUUGUAGACGGCAAGUGGACGGGCUUGAUUGGCCAACUAGAGCAGAGGGACGUGGACAUGGUGGUGGCGCCACUGACAAUUCACGAGGACAGGGAAAGGGUCAUGGAUUUCCUCCUGCCACCGUUCUACACAGAAAAUGUCGACAUUUUGUACAAAUUCGAAGACGUCAGCGAAUCAGACAUCUUUGUCACCAUGAAACCCUUCAAGAUUAUGGUGCUGGUGUGCCUGGCUGCCGCCGUUGUCGUCGUCUUCAUCUUCAUCUUCUUCACGGAGCAGUGCUCCCAGUAUCUGGCGCAUGAGAGCAGGAACACGGACAAGCGGACACCAAAGUCACCCAUUGUCCCACAAUCUUCGACCUUGAUGUCUUCAUUUUACGCUGUCAUCUGCUUUGGCGACGAUCCAGUUGAAGAACUGCAUUUGAUCUUCUGGAGAGUGUUUGGAUCUGUGUUUAAACAAGGCGACCCGUGGAUCUCCCACACAACGCCAGGCCGCAUCCUCAUGACGUCUUGGUGGUUGCUGACGGUGGUGCUAGCGGCAGGAUACAGCGCCUACCUCGUUGCAAUCCUCGCCGUCGAUAUCCGCGUCAAGCCGUUUAGGACGUUGCAGGACGUCGUUGAUUCCCCCGACUACACCAUUGGCAUUAUGUCGACGGGUAUCAUCAAACUCAUAUUCGAGAAAUCGAACCAGGAUGACUUCAAAGGGGCUUGGCAAAAGGUCGUGAAUGCCAACAAGACUGAUCCCCGAGUGUUGGCCGGGACUGAGUCUGAGCACCUACAGCACGUGCUUGGUGGCAAGUUCUGCUGGAUCGUUGACGUCACCACCGCCGAGAAGGCGCAGGCAACCGACUGUGCCCUCGAGACUGUUGGGGUUAGACUGAAUGGCCAGAAUUUAGCUCUAGCUGCUCCGACAAACUCCCCCCUCAAACCAGCAUUGGAGGACACGAUGUCCGCCAUAGCAGACAGUGGUUUGCUGGAGAAAUGGUGGAAACAAUGGCAGAAGCCUCGGACACCGGACAUGUGUCCAGCUCCCCCUGACGUCCGUCACAUCAUACUCAAUGACGUCAUGGGCCCCGUGUACAUCGCGCUUGGGGGCGUGGCACUAGCGGGCUUGUUCCUGGUUCUAGAGCUGCUCACGCAUCGAGUACAUCUGCUCCAAACCGGAACUCAAACGAAUAAAACACCAACGUAAUUUUCGCUGAUGGAGUGUUAGAAGAUGACACCAGUGAUGUGUAGAUAGCAUGAAUGUGUGUGUUGUCGAGGACACCAGGUGUUCAAAGACCGGUGGAAAUAGAUGCAAAGUGAAGCUACUGAAUAUGUCCUGAAUAUCAUGUCCACAACAUAUAUGCCACCGGACUUGCAGAGGGUCACGUGGUCCUGCAGCAAAGGGAGAUCACUGUUGUUUGAGAUCGUAAAAGACAUACCAAUGGCCGAAAUGAAUAACUAGAGACCCACGUACCUCACUCUGACAUAUUAACAGUGUGUUACGGGACAGAUCGUGUAUAUUGACAUGAGUGAACGUUAUUUCUUGUCAUGAAAUAUGUGCUAUGGUAUAAAUGCAUAUUAUAAUUUCAA
Molecule: messenger RNA, 3330 nt
Organism: Haliotis rufescens (red abalone)
Lineage: Eukaryota; Metazoa; Mollusca; Gastropoda; Lepetellida; Haliotidae
Product: glutamate receptor 3-like
Exons: 11
Coding region: 830-2947 (705 amino acids)
Biological process (GO): synaptic transmission, glutamatergic; modulation of chemical synaptic transmission
Cellular component (GO): postsynaptic membrane; plasma membrane
Molecular function (GO): glutamate-gated receptor activity; transmitter-gated monoatomic ion channel activity involved in regulation of postsynaptic membrane potential
Source: RefSeq, a predicted model, not a curated record